AUAUACGUCAUUUCCGGUGACGAUAAGCGCAAUGGCGCACUCCAGUGUUUUCAGCUGCAGACCGACAUGAGAUUUAACUAUCUUCAAAGUAGCUAGUUGUCAUGAACAGCUAUAGGACGGUUACAUUGGCUUGUAAUAAGUAUCUUAUAAGGACAUGUAAAAUGGUAAUUCGCUCAGGGAAAACGGGCAGUAUUUGUCACAUAUCGAGGGGAGUAGCAUCCUUGCUCACGCGGACACAUGCUUCUGCCCCGAGACGAGAGGCACCAGCACCAGUGUCUGACUCUGACAAGAGACCGAAUCUGAGAGCCAUCGACCUUGCUCGCAAAAUUCGCCAGGAGAAACAGAAUGGAAAGGCAACUGGUGGUGGGUCAGAAGCGGCUGUCCCUAAUCCGUCGGUGCCAGUGUCGCCACUGCAAAAGAGGGUCAUCGAGCUGCGACAGUUCACGCAGCAACUGCAGAAUGUUCACCCCAACGUUCUUGCCAAGCACCUUCACAGAGGUCUGAUCCUCCCACAUCCAGAGCUCGCCGUCAUUAAUAAACCCUAUGGAGUUUCUGUUCAAGAUGGGUCAAGGGACAAAAACAACAUCACCGACGUGCUUCCAAUCCUUGCCAAGAUGAUGGAUGGAAUAAGGGCUGGGACUCAGCUGCACGUCUGCCUUGGAUUGGACAAGGAAACGACAGGGACCCUCCUGCUGGCAAGGACUGAAGAAGCAUUGGCCUAUGUACAAAACCUCCACAAAAACCACCAAGUGGAGAGGAAAUAUUGGGUUGUUGCUGUGGGUGUGCCUGUUCCCUCUGAGGGAGUGAUUGACAUUCCCGUCAUAGAGAGAGAGGUCACAGGGGCUCAACCUCACUUCAAGAUGGGCCUGAGUCCUGUGUACAGGGUGAGUGAAGGGGGCGAGGGAGUGACCAAAGUGCGGGCCAAUCGGCAGGCCCAGGGUGCUGUGACCCGGUACCGUGUCCUGGACAGCAGCAACGGCUGCAGCCUGGUAGAGCUCCAGCCUGUCACAGGGGUGAAGCACCAGUUGAGGGUCCAUAUGGCGUACGCUCUGGGAUCUCCUAUCCUCGGAGACCACAAAUACUCCCACUGGACCAAACUGGCACCCCAGAAACUGCCGGAUGGUGUGUUGCGGAGGCUGGGACUAGAACAGAGCAAGGCGCGUUACCUGCCUCUCCACCUACAUGCCCGUCAGCUGACAGUGCCAGAGUUCAAAGGUCAGAGUGACAUCACGGUCUCCUGCCCCCUGCCGAAAUAUUUCACCAGCACUUUGCGACGACUGCAGAUCCCGAUUCCAGAUGAGAAAGAGGAAGAAUGACGCUUCAGCGGCUCCUGUGCAGACAGGAUACAGAAGACUAUUGCUUUAGAAAUAUGGAACAGCAUCACUUCAAGUGACCCUUGGCCUAAUGGUUGUUUAAGUUUGUACCUGGACUGGGAAUUAUAACUGUGUGACAAAUAAAAUAAAUGAACAGUAUUUUCCUAAUUUCA
This is a messenger RNA of Coregonus clupeaformis (lake whitefish), 1486 nucleotides long. Its product is annotated as mitochondrial RNA pseudouridine synthase rpusd4-like. The record is from RefSeq and is a predicted model, not a curated record. Gene Ontology annotation, biological process: pseudouridine synthesis. Gene Ontology annotation, molecular function: pseudouridine synthase activity; RNA binding. NCBI's taxonomy places the organism in Eukaryota, Metazoa, Chordata, Actinopteri, Salmoniformes, Salmonidae. The coding region runs from base 102 to 1316 and encodes 404 amino acids. The transcript has 6 exons.